This is a messenger RNA of Penaeus chinensis, 4009 nucleotides long. Its product is annotated as muscle M-line assembly protein unc-89-like. The record is from RefSeq and is a predicted model, not a curated record. Lineage: Eukaryota; Metazoa; Arthropoda; Malacostraca; Decapoda; Penaeidae. The transcript is spliced from 2 exons. The coding region runs from base 158 to 2164 and encodes 668 amino acids.
GCCGCAGCCGCAGAACAAAGCUAAAUCUGGAGAUAGCCUAGUUGUCUUAAAAGUACAAGCACAUGUACCUGAAGAGCACACAAAAGAACAGGAGAACACCAAGGAUACAUGUGAACCUAGCGAAACUCCAAGUGAACAGAGGAAAACCGAACCGUCAAUGGAUGUGAAGAACACCAGUUCAUCUGCUAUACCUCCGUCUCAACCCAAAGAAACACAAGAAGCACGUAACAGGUCAAAAACAUUUGCAAAUGAACAGAAAUCUCAGACUUCACCUCCAAAGGACACCCUAGAUGCACUCAAGGAAUCUCAAACCAAAGGCAAAACCCCUACAACAAAAGUCACUGAGCAACAGAACACCAGGACGAGAGAAAUUACACAAGAGCCAGUAAGCCAAUCCAAAGCCGAGGCAUCACAAGUCACAAGAUGCGUUAGACCAGUGAUAAAGGAAGGCAAGGAAACCACAAAGGAAGAGACCAAUGAAAUUUCAAACAAGAGAGAAGAACCUGUUUCUGAGAAUGUUCCAAGGAGGCGUGAAGGGAGGACAGAAGACAGUACAAGACAAAAGAGUCCUUCAUCAGAUAAGGAAAAACAAGAUUCUAUUCCAGAUAAAAGACAAAGGAGAAGAGAAGAGAGCAGAACAGAACAUAAGGAGGAACAGCAGAAAUCCAGUCCAGCAGAUGCUUCAGAGGGUAAACCGUCUCCUAUAUCACAAGGUGAACUCAGACGGAGGAGAAGAGGAGAAAGCAGACAAGAAAAUGAAAUGCAGCAAAGGUUAAGUCCAACAAACAGUGAUAUAACAGAGGCCUCUCCUAGGACAAGUGAAGUGCGUAGGAGACCAGAAAGCAGAAGUGAAGGCAAGCCACAACAGAUGCUGAGUUCAACAGACCUUAACAAAACUCAAACAACCAGUGGGGUUAGACGGAGAUCAGAAAGCAGAAAAGGAGAAAUACCCAGCCCAACAGACAUUAAUCUGUCAGAAGAGUCCCCUAAAACGUACGAAGUUCGGCGUCGGUCAAGAACGGAGGCAAAGACACAUGAUGAUUCAUCAAAAGAGCCGUCUUUGACGAAUGCUCAAGGGGAAAUCAACUUCAUCGACGACCCACCGACGCCACAAGUGGUCAGACGACGGAGGCCAGAUACCGCGUCCACAGACUCAUCCAAGGAGAGCAAACCUGCAGGCCAUGAGUCCCAAGACGUGCCUUCAAGACGGGGUAGCGACGAAGUCAGUUCCCCGGAGAGAUCCUCCCCCGAGCUCGAAAGUGCUCUCCCAGGUCUUGCUUCCAGUAAGACACUCUGGAGAUGUAGUACUUAUGAGACGAUGAGUCUUAGUGACUAUGACAACCUCGCCUUUAUGAUCCGCAAAUCGCGGAGUGCCCCGGCGUGCCCGGAUCGAAGGCGAAGGAGGAAGAAGCAAGACCUUUCGGGGAGCAUCGAGUCUUUGGAUCAAGCCAAAGGGGAGACUCCGGCAGCUGAGUCUUCGACUGGAGUUUCCCCUGGGAGUGAGUCCCCCCAGACCGACGAGUCUCACAGCAAACAAGGCGAGAGAUCCCCUGGUUCCCCACCCAAGGCGAACACUGGAACAACCACAACAAAAUCAAAGACAACAACCACACCCCCAUGCACCACCCCCCCACCCCCAACGCCCACACGAGACAAUUCCCAGAGGAGGCCGUCGAGCCGCACACAGCCAACCAUGCAUGAGUCUCCUCCUUGCAAAGCCGAAGUACCUGAAGUCCCUUCACCGAGACAGUCGCCAGAGCCCUCUAAGGUAGUAAGGUCUCGUAGUGUCACUAACAGUAGCCGAAGGAGCCGUGACCGGGACUCACCUGCUGCUCCGCCUCGAACUAGAGACCAAACAUUGCCAAAACAGUCUGUAGAUACUCAAGUUGCUGACCAUAGAGCAGAGCAGAGUUCUUCAUCUUCCACUAACGCAGUUCAAACGUCAACUAACACCGCUUUGUUAUACGAUCCAGAUAACAAAGAACGCCGUAAAAUAGACUCACCAGCAACUCAAGCCAGGCCAAGCCAAGUGCCGCCUGUCCAACAAGGUUCCGGGAAGGCCAGGGACUCCAAGCCUCAGAGUGAGAAGCAUAAAGAGUUGUCUUCUUCGCUGGCUGGGAAGACUGACCACGUGAGAAAAUCCUCCUCCUGCAGUCUGAGUUGAAGCUGUCUUAAAAUUGGUCAUUUCGAAUUUAGCAUUACGAGACAAAUUCAGUUUUUAUUUACUGUUCUUUUUUCACUGUAAUAUAAAUCGUCGUAGAAAUACCCUCUUCACGUAGAAAUAGUUUUUUUUUAAAUUUUGUUUUUGUUUUUAUUUGUUCUGUUCAUAGAUGCCACGUAUAUAUAAUGUGUUUUUAUAUAUAUAACUGAUUUAAGUAAUGUUUACUUUUUAUGGGGUGAAAACAUUUUUUUCAAAAGAUCGUAGCCUUUGUGCACAUCUACCCCGAAAAAUAUGAAAAAGAUAUAUUUCAUUUUUUCCCAAUAUUUUUGAUUGGCCUUUUUUGUCUUUUUUGUGAUAUAUGAACAUACAGCAAUAAGUGUUUCUUUGUGGUAAGAGACAGCUUAUAUAGCCUAAUUUUGAAAAGGGAUUUUGCAUACUGGACCCACAACCUGAUGUCUGUGCAAGGAAAUUCAUACCAACUGACUGAAAAAAGAUACUCAGAGAAACUUCAUUCCAUCUUUAGAAUGCUCUUAAUUCCUCCUUCCUCUCACUUCCCCUCUACGCGUCCGUUGCCAUGACAACCAGUGCCUCCAAGGACCUCGACGCCAUGUGACACCCGACAGCUUUUGUAGUUUGUGAAGUAAUGCUUAAAAAGUACGUUUGUAUUGCGAACAGAGAGAAAGAAGAAAAAGUGAAUAAUUCUUAGACUUAGAGGACGACUUUGAGAAUCAGGAAACUAGAAAAUCCCUCAGAAAGAGGAGUUUGGUCUCCUAGUUCCUGUGUCUUUACAUGCGUAUGCUCAUAUGUAUGUCAUCCUCACAUAUACACGAAUAUAUGCAUAUUCUUUAGAAAUGCAGAAGAAACUGGAGAUUCUUGUCAUGCAUAUAUAUAUAUAUUCUUUUCUUUCUUUUCUAUUUUCUCCUUUAACACUUCACUCACAGUUUGAGUUAUUUAAAAAAAAUAAAACAUGUUCACGAUUUCCAAAUAUUGCUGAAUUAUAUCUAGUAUAUGAUAUUAUUAUGCUUUUACUUAAUGCACUAUUUAUUAUUACUACUGUUGCUAGCAUUAUUAUUUCCCAUCGCAAAUGGCGCAACCCCCACCCCCCCUUAUCAAAUAUAUGAAACAUAUAAAAAUGCCGUUUCUCUUUUGUUUUUAUCAUAUUGCUCUCUGUAUAACUCACCUUAUUGAAAUCAAAGAUACAUCGUAAGUCAACAACCGUCUUUUGUUCUAAACUGUUGGUUCACUUUUUUUAUAUACAAAUAAUUCUGAGAAGCGAACAUGUGACUUUGGAAGACAAAUUCCUCUUCCUCUUCCCUUCCUCCUUUCCCCCUCUUCCUAAUCUUAUUCCUGCUCUUUCCAUACCCCAAUUUUCGUUCUCCCCUUUGCCCUUGACUGUGAAUAAAAUGUGUAGAGACAUGGAUGUAUAUAUAUUUUGUCUUUUCUUCUUCUUCUUUGCAAAUACAGCCCUCUCUGAAAUGGUUCUUUGCAAUUGAAAAUGACUCACUAUAUCAUGUCCUUGUCCAAGAUGUAAGGUCAUUAAAAGUGAAUUUAAAAAAAGGCAAAACCUACAUUGUUUUGUCCUAAGCGUGAGAUAUUGCAAUGAUACUGAUAUUGCAACAAAGGAAUUAUACAUAAAGCUAAAACAAUUUUUUUUUAUCCCUUCUUCAAGAAACAGGUACUUUACGUUAGCUCUUUGUAAAAUUGUUUAUACGUAGGAGAAAUUAUUGAUGAUUCUUUAUUUUCCUCGCUUGGUGUAUGGAAGGAAUCUGUCACAAAAGGUUGUCUUGUGAUAUUGUAAAGUGGAGCCUUUUUUUCCUCAAUACAUGGAAUAAAUUUAUUUGUAGGAGA